Branchiostoma floridae (Florida lancelet) is the source of this 3010-nucleotide messenger RNA. Its product is annotated as zinc finger protein 271-like. Gene Ontology annotation, cellular component: nucleus. Gene Ontology annotation, molecular function: RNA polymerase II transcription regulatory region sequence-specific DNA binding; DNA-binding transcription factor activity, RNA polymerase II-specific. The transcript has 4 exons. The record is from RefSeq and is a predicted model, not a curated record. Gene Ontology annotation, biological process: regulation of transcription by RNA polymerase II. Lineage: Eukaryota; Metazoa; Chordata; Leptocardii; Amphioxiformes; Branchiostomatidae. Bases 126 to 2690 code for a protein of 854 amino acids.
UUUUGCAACCUUUGACCUUUAGGUCAGGUGGCCAUCUUGCAUCUUGUGAACACCAAUUUCAAGAAAACAAGUAUAAAACGACUUAUUUUCGUCACUUAAGUGGGCUUUUUACGACACCAGUUACCAUGGCAACCACAGAGGCUGCUAAGAUCUGUGGACUGUGUAAGGAGGUGACCUUGGCCAUCCUUCCCAGACUGCACCAGGAAGAACUUCUGCUUGAACUUGGCAGAAGGAACAUCCUUGUGGGAGAAACUUUCAAGAAGGAGAGUUUAGUCAGCAAGCUGUGGUUCAUCAUGAUCAAGGAGUUCCAAGGUACAGAUCGCUGUGUGAUCCCAGACCCCCCUACGGCUGCUAGUGGUACGUCCUGCAGUUCUGCCACAGAACAGAGGAACAUGUGGGUGACCUUGUCAAACGACCUUCAAGAGCUGAUGGAGACAGUAACAUCAACAAACACCGCCACGAACAUCGUCCCAGUCACUAGUCCAACCAGAAGUACCAACCCCACCCUAACACAACCAUCCACAUCGGUCACAAUGUCAAGUCCGCAGAGACUCCCCAUACUCGCACAAGAGGUCGUCGUGGAGACAACAACAGUCACCUCACCAAGGAGAAGCGCAAGGCUACACACCUUAGAGACACAAGCAUCGUCUUCAAGUGUAAGAAACCUGAGGAACAUAGGUGAGACUUUAGAAGAGAACACUGCAACAAAGGAAGGACUGGGGAAAGGAUACCUGAAGAGGGAGCUUCGAGCUGUCACAGUAACCAGGCAGUCCUGUAGUGUGGGCUCUAACACUGUAGUGACAGACCUAGGGGCCAUGAGGGAGCUUGUGGAUGAAGAUGGGAAUGAUCCCAAUGCAGAAGAAGAAGAUGAUGAUGAAGAUGGAGUAUCAUCAGAUGAAGAUGAUGCUCCAUUGGAUGAUGAUGAUCCGGAUUGGCAGCCAGAUUCACCAGUGGAAGACAGACAGCCACACAGUAGCAGUGACAUAGAGGCCAGUGUAAGUGAUAAAAACAGUCAUGCAGGAACCUCUGAAGAAGUGAUCACUGUCUCACAAGGUGAAAUCUUGACACCCCCUCGUCAUGACGGACCAACCAAAUCUCAGCAACAAGGUCGCAGUCCAAUAGUCAAAUGCCCAGAGUGCGACUUUACCACAGCAUCUGGACACCGCCUCAGACAGCACAAGACCUGUCACGACAAGACCCGUAUCUACGCCUGCAAAAAAUGCGAGUACCGAGGGCGGAAGAAGGCACACCUUCAGGAUCACAUGAAGGUCCACAGUGGAGAGCAAGCCUACAAGUGCAGAGAGUGUGACUUUUCCUCCAGGCUCUCCAGCCAACUUUCCCUGCACAUGAAGAAAGAACAUGGUGCCCCGGGUGCAAGUGGUGCUCUCUGUGAGCUAUGUGGGUACAAAGCCGAAAGACUGUACAUGUUGAAGUUGCACCGGUAUAAGCACACAGGUGAGAAACCUUACAAGUGCUUACUGUGUGCCUUUACAGCCAGAGAUAUGCCAACCCUUGUCAGACAUUCCAAGGUCUCCCACCCAGGGGAAAACUGUUACAAAUGUGCCCACUGCAGCCACUUUGCUAAAACCAGAAGUCUUUUACGCAAGCACGAAAGAACGCAUAAGGCAGAACAUGUGCAUAAAUCUCCUACAAGACCGUGUCCAGUUUCAAGCAAUGACAGGAAUAAAUUGGUUGCCCAACGAGCCAGAUCGAACAAUAAGAGACAGACAAGUCAGCAAUACUCUUGCCCUGUCUGUAACCACAAAACCGACUUACUUUGCAACAUGAAGGAACACAUGAAAACCCAUGGCAAGGUCUAUAAGUGUGACAGGUGCGAGUUCUCUGCCAAUACUUAUGCCAGCUUAAGACAACACAUUGCAAACCACAAGAAAACUGAGAAGUACAAAUGCGACAAGUGUGACUUUACUUCCAAAACAAAGUUCGUUCUCCUCAGACACACCAAAGACCACGGAGACAACCCAUUCCAAUGCCAACACUGUGAAUUUAACGCAAACACUCAGGAUGAUUUGAGUAUCCAUCUAGGAGAGCACUUUGAUCCAUCUAAUGCAAUCAUUUGUGGCUUGUGCGGAUAUGUUGCAAAGACUGAGGAUAGGCUGGAACAGCACAUAGCAGAACACGACGCUGGACUGAAAAUGUACAAGUGUGAUUUUCAUGGCUGUGAUUUCUCAAGUCCAGAUCGUCAGUGUUUUGUUCGUCAUGUGACUUCGCAUGAUCCAAGCCGCCAGUAUCCAUGCAAGCUUUGUGACUACAGAGCAAAGAGGAAGAUAGACCUUGCAACUCACAUGCGGACUCACACCGGAGAGAAACCAUUGAAGUGUUCCAAGUGUCCCUUUGCUACAUCUCUGCCACCGGAACUGAAGCGACAUGAAGCAGGGCACGGACGCAACUUCCCAAACAUGUGUGAUAUUUGCCAGUUCACUGCAAGAAGCAAAAACAGUUUAGCCGAACACAAGAAACUGCACAAGGGGGAGGCACUGAUGGAGCACCCAAGCAUCGGUAAAGAAGGGGUCGAAGCACAUCGGUGUUUGCACUGCGACUUCAAAGCAUCAGAUGGACAUGAACUGUAUUUACAUGCAAUGAAACACAUUAAUGAUGAGGACCAAGAGGAUGAUGGUGAUGGUGAUGUUGAACAGGAGGAAAGUAAUGACAAGGAUGAUGAAAAUUCCUAGGAUUCCGUCAAAGACUAUUGUUUCCAAAAUUAAUCAAUGUUCUAUGAACAAUUCUAUGAUCAUUAAUAUUUGAAUAUUUAAAAGGCCAAGGCCUUAAAAGCAUUUUUCCAUGGUCUGUUUCCUCCUUAUAAUUUUAAUAAUAUAUGAGGUUGUUUUUCUGUUAUCAAAAUGAAAUGUAGUACCAUUUCAUUUAGUUGCGUAUACAUGUUUGCAAUGAGGAUGAUAAUUUAUUAUUUAUUACUAGGAAAGAAACAGGUUUGCAGGUGUGUUUGAUCUAUGCUUUGGAACCUUGGAGAAUAAAAGAAUUUAACAUUGUGAAA